AAUGUUAUCACAAAAAAAACGUGUUUUCUCAUUAAUAAACUCUUAAAAAAGUAUGAUGUUUACCUCCUCCGAUCACUAAAUAAGCUGUGAUAGAGUGUUGGUUUUCACGAAUUAUCGUAAAGGUGUAUUGAUGUUUUAAAAUAAUAGUCUUACAUCUGGUCUGGAAUUAUUCGUCCAGCUUUCGCACAGAACUGUUGACAAUGUGCAGCGGAGUCGAAGCAUAGCGAGAUUGAAUAAGUCUGAUGUUCCGUUUAAUCAAACCAAAAUAUGGAUGUACCAGAUAAAGAUAGGCCGCUAAGGAAAGACCGGACACAAAUAAAAAUUGUCUUUGAAAAGGAGAUGCAGAACGAUGUCACUCCAACUAAACUUAUUGAUGAAAGCAUGCCGAAUUAUGCUAUGCUGCAUGCAAAGAAAGCGAUUGCGUUUGGAGGAAUGAGUCGAGAAAACUCGUUUGACAAUUUAAUAGAGGAAAAGCAUAAAAAAGAUUUGUUCUUUUCUGUUGACAAAGUUAAAUUUGAGGAUCUUUAUGAUUGGGGAAAUCGAACCUCGGAGUCAAAUAAACCAAAAACUGGAACAUCCGUCGUUUGUAACAGAACUAAAAUAGCUCUCUUUCGGUAUGAUCGAGAAGUUUUUGCUAUUGAUGAAAAGUGUCCCCACAUGGGAGGACCAUUGCAUCUUGGUGAUAUCGAAGUGUUAGGGGAAGCAAGUAUACUUUGUGUGGUUUGUCCUUGGCAUAAAUGGCGUCUCGAGUUGACUAGCGGCAGAUUAAAAAUGCCGUCAGGUCGUGGUAUUCAUAAUAACGUUUAUCCUACAAGAGUCUCGCCUGAUGGUAGAAUUAUGAUUGGAUUCAGCGAAAUAUCCCCAGAACUAUUUUCAGGUGACGAUGAUGACUUUUAGCCUUUUAAACAAAGUAUUUUUUUUUAAUUCUGGUAAUAUUAUUUUUAUAGUUCUCUAGUCAGAAUGCCUGUAUUAUAGGUUUUAGCUCAGUACUUGGAGUUUUUAUAAUGAAAAAAUACUCUUCGUUCUAAUAUUGACUUUUUUAACAGCUGUGAGAGUGUGUUAGUCCUCUCAGGACUUUUGAAGUGAAUAUUUUAUUAAAAAAGAAACGUGUAUGUACAUAUAUAUAUAUAGUUAAUACUAAAAUUAUUUAUGUUGGGUAGAGAAACAAAAGUUUUAAGUUGUAUCGAUAAAUCCUGUUUAGCCCUUAUAAACCAAAAACAUUUGCGGAAAUUAAAUUUUGUGCUUGAGAAUCUGAUCAAAGUUUCGUUGGAGUUUAUUUUUUUUUGGUUAAUUUUCGAAAAUUGCGUUCGGGAAAGUAUGUGCACACAAUCUUUUUAACUCUAUUCUGGCGCCUGACAGUUUUUUUACUGCUGUUUAGUGUAAAUUAUUUUUAGCUUGCGAUCGAUUUUAGGUUUUAAUUAUGUAAUUAUGCAUUGAUUACGUAUAGUAUAAAUUAUAGAUAUUUAGUAGUGAUAACACAGUCCUAUGCAAAUAUGUUUAUUAUCUAAAGCUG
Hydractinia symbiolongicarpus is the source of this 1513-nucleotide messenger RNA. RefSeq names its product Rieske domain-containing protein-like. The record is from RefSeq and is a predicted model, not a curated record. The transcript is spliced from 4 exons. Gene Ontology annotation, molecular function: 2 iron, 2 sulfur cluster binding. The coding region runs from base 268 to 897 and encodes 209 amino acids. NCBI's taxonomy places the organism in Eukaryota, Metazoa, Cnidaria, Hydrozoa, Anthoathecata, Hydractiniidae.